CACGAAUCCGACGGCUAUCAGCUUCCUUCCCCCCCUACUCUCUCAUCUCAGCUUAACCUUAGAUAACAAUUUUAAAACCCCCACAAACUCAGUAAUCGAAUCGAAACUAUUCUUUGUCUCUCUCACACUCUUCACUCUACGACCUACAAGGGUUUGGGAAAUUACUUUUAAGCAACCUGAUUACUAACUGCAAUGGCAACAAGGAUUGCUGCAAGAUAUGUAUCUCGUAGGCUUUCGAGCAGUGGUAAAAUUUUUAGUGAGGAGGAAAAAGCUGCAGAAAAUAUUUACAUUAAGAAAAUCGAGCAAGAGAAGUUGGAGAAGCUUGCGCGCAAGGGGCCUAAACCAGAGGAAAAACCACCAACAAGCUCAGGGGGACCUGCGACUGAUGUUAAGCCUAGUGGUCCGGCCACCUCCUCAACCUCCGGAGUGUCAACUGACAAGGACAGAAACUAUGCAGUUGUAGCUGGUGCAGUAGCUAUCUGCGGUGGUCUGGGAUGGUGGUACUUCGCGUCGAGGAAGAAGAAGACAGAAGAAGUGCAGGACUAAUGUUGAUAAGAUCAACCAGUGUGGUGACCGAAAUGGUUGGUUUUAAAUUUCUGGCUUUCUUAUGGUAAUUAUCAAAAAAUAAAAUAUACCUUUGUACGAAAGCACUGGCUCUGUUUUUUAUCCAUCUGUUACACCUUUUAUGGUUCAUGAAAAUUAGCCGGAGAUAGGAGAAUUUAUCCACUGUUCCAUUAGAGUUGAACUUUCUGUUCCUAUCCGGUGAUUGAUAGAAAAAAAAAAGAGUUUCUUCUUGGCUU
This is a messenger RNA of Camellia sinensis, 800 nucleotides long. Its product is annotated as copper ion binding protein. The record is from RefSeq and is a predicted model, not a curated record. Lineage: Eukaryota; Viridiplantae; Streptophyta; Magnoliopsida; Ericales; Theaceae. Gene Ontology annotation, cellular component: respiratory chain complex I.